GAGUUAGCCAUUCAAUUUCCUUAAAAGGAACAACUAUUUGGGUAUUAUUGUCUUUUUAUCAUUUAUCAUUGAGCGACACGUCAAAAUGCCAGAAAGCAACGGAGAAAACAAUGCUGAAAAAAGCAAGAAGCAAAUAGCAAUCAUCGGUGCUGGAAUAAGUGGUCUUCUUGCAUGCAAACACGUACAUGAACUUGGAUAUAAUCCUAGAGUCUUUGAAUCCUCGAAUGAUAUUGGUGGAGUAUGGUCCAACACUAUUGAGUCCACUAAACUUCAAACUCCCAAAGAUUUUUACCAGUUCUCAGAUUUUGCAUGGCCAAAGUCAGUCACAGAGACCUUCCCUCGUCACGAUCAAGUCAAGGACUACAUUAACUCGUAUGCUCUUCACUUCAACAUCCUUCCACAUAUUCAGUUUAACUCCAAGGUAGUUAGCAUUGAUUACUGUUGUCAGGAUGAUGGUGAGGAAAUGUAUGCCGGUUGUGAUGAUGAUCUUUGGGGCGGCACAGGCCAGGCAUUCUCUCCUAAACGCAAAUGGGUUGUCAGAGUACUUGAUAUCCUCUAUCCCCUGGACCCACAUAAGGUUUAUGAAGUUGAUUUCGUUAUCUUAUGCGUUGGAAAGUUCAGUGGCCCACCAAAUAUCCCCCACUUUCCAGUGAAUAAAGGGCCGGAGGUGUUUGAUGGCAAGGUUAUACACUCCAUGGACUAUGCUGAAAUUGGAAGCGUCCGUGCAACUGCAAUGGUAAAAAAUAAGCAUGUCACUGUUAUUGGAUUCCAAAAAUCAGCAAUAGAUCUUGCAGCAGAAGUUGCCAGACUAAAUGGAGUGGAACAUCCAUGCACUAUGCUAUUUAGGACCGUACAUUGGACAGUAUCCGAAGGCUUUUUGAAAACCUCUUUUCGGAAUUUGAAUAGAUUCUCAGAAUUAAUGAUCCACAAGCCCCGUGAAGGAUUUUUCCUGUGGUUGUUGGCAAUAUUACUUUCACCUUUGCUCUGGAUAUUUUCAAAGUUUGUGGAAAGUUAUCUCAAAUGGAUAUACCCAUUGAAGAAGUACAAUAUGGUUCCAGAACACGGCUUUCUUAGACAGAUAUCUUCUUGCAUGUUCACAGUCUUGCCAGCUGAUUUCUACAAGAGGGUUGAAGAAGGGAGCCUCAUCUUAAAGAAGAUGAAAGGUUAUUGCUUCUGUAAAACUGGACUCAUCAUCGAUGGGGAGGAAUAUCGUCCACUGGAAACAGAUGUUGUCAUCUUUGCAACUGGAUACAGAAGCGAUGAUAAGCUUUGUGAUAUUUUCACCUCAACCUAUUUUCAGAAAGGCAUUGUUGGCUCUUCAGCUCCCUUUUACCGCGAGUGCAUACACCCGCAUAUUCCACAGCUUGCGAUACUUGGAUAUUCUGAGAGCCCUUCAAUACUAUACACCACUGAGAUGCAGAGCAGAUGGCUAGCUCAUUUCAUUGCAGGAAAAUUUCAGCUACCAACAAUAAUGGAAAUGGAAGAAGAUGUCCUGAGAUGGGAGAAGUGUAUGCAACGUUAUGCUUGUGAAUACUACAAAAGAUCCUGUGUGAGUGUGUUGCUACAAAUAUACUGCAAUGAUCUGCUAUGCAGGGACAUGAAGUUGAAUCCCAGAAGAAAGAAAAAACUGUUGAGUGAACUCUUUGCCCCUUAUAAGCCUUCUGAUUACCAAACAUCUAUUUAGUUUCAGCACAACAAUGUUCUGUCAACUGAUCUUUACUGUACCAACUGCCUAACGUAACAAAGAAAAUAAGAAGGGCCAAAGUAGAACAUGAGGCAAUUUUCUUGAACUGUUAGUUUCAUAAUCUUCUUUGUUCCCUAGAACAUUAGGUUUUCUUUUUUCAAUGAAUGGAAAUGUAGUUUCUUACUUGGACCUGCUCAUGUUAUAAGGCUAAAACCUAAUAUGGUUACAAAGUGUGGCUUGGAGUGUUCUCUGAUUUACUAUUAUCCAUGUAAUCGAAUGGUCUAUUGGCAUCUAAGUAGGAGUAUUUUCCUUUUUUCGCAAUUAUUAGUUGGAUUUUUCUUUAUUAUUAUGUUUCUGCUGUCAAAGGAAAAUAUGAUAGUUCAAUGCCAGUUCCAAGUAAAUAUAAUAGUUCAAUUAUUAGUUAACACAGUAUCAGAUGCAGAAUGGACCUUGUCAGAUGGAUGGUCUUCAAGUUUCAAUGAGGCAAAGAGCUCUCUGAGGCAACUUCACAAGUCUUGGAUCUCUGCUUCUAUGAUCUGAUGUUGGUUAUGAAACGAGCAGUUGGGAAAAGAAAUUGCGGACAAGGAAGAUAACAUGCUCACAAAAGCAGAGUCCAAGAGUUUAGAAGUUGCCUUAGAGAGCUCAUCGACAAUAGUGCACUCACAACGUUGUCGAAAUGAAGGAAGCUAAAAUAUAAAGAUGCUGAGGUUUUGUUUGGGAAAAAGACGGUAAUUGUCAUUCGUUAUUAGUUCAGAGUUGAAUGUUUUAGGAGUAUCAUUAUUGAAUCCCAAAGGUCCUCUACCAAAUUCAUGGUGACGCACCUUUUAAAUUUUAAGGGCAUGAAUGAAUAUCCAACUGCUUCUUGUUACUAUUUCUUUGUUUUCCCUAUUAACUCUUUCCACUGCCAUUAUGAUUUGUUUUGAGAUUGUUUUUCAUUUCUCUAUUUGUUGCAUUGAGAACUUUCCGAGUUCAAAACAAAGCAACUGCAUUCAUGAUCCUUUUCUUUAUUUUGAGUCUCCAUGAAGCAAGGGGAUGUGAAUUCUAUAUAAGGUUGAAUGUUCAAUAUAGUGAGUGGAGCAGUGGAAUUCUGUGGUCUAAUGUAUUAAUGGAAAUUGUGAAGCACUAGCAGAAGCUGAAGAAGUCACUGAUAGGAGCAGUGGCUAUAGUCCAACAGGUGCAUAAAUUCUUUUGGGCUGAGAUUUGUGAUUCAUGCUGGACUAGUUAGCCCAAAUCAAACAGGUAACAACAGCAAAUUAUCCUUCAUUUGUGAGAUUUAUCAGGUGCUAUUCUUGUGCAAUUCUAAUGCUGUUUUUCCUAAUGUUUUGGUGCAAUGCUGGUGCAGAAUCUGGUGCAAGUAUGCUGCAACUGGUUCUCUUUUUUGCUGGUGAACAUGAAAAUCUUUCUCAAGAUUCUAAAGACUUGGCUCUUUGUAAAUGGAAAAAGUUGUCAUGAAAUGUAUUUCGUCCGAUCUUGCCUUAGUGCUAUUUAUAUCUUAAUGAAGAAAUUUAUAUUUCAUCUUAAGAUUAUUGCUAAAUGUGUAAUAUCUCAUUCUCAGAUGUAUAAUACAUCUGCACAAGCAACAUGUACAAUAAUUUUCCAUCGCCAUAAAAAGAACAA
Lycium barbarum (goji berry) is the source of this 3301-nucleotide messenger RNA. Its product is annotated as probable flavin-containing monooxygenase 1. Gene Ontology annotation, molecular function: flavin adenine dinucleotide binding; NADP binding; N,N-dimethylaniline monooxygenase activity. The record is from RefSeq and is a predicted model, not a curated record. The transcript has 4 exons. The coding region runs from base 86 to 1684 and encodes 532 amino acids. Lineage: Eukaryota; Viridiplantae; Streptophyta; Magnoliopsida; Solanales; Solanaceae.